ACACACACACACACACACACACACACACAAUCCUCUGCUGGAUAGAUACCUGCACUUAUUUGUGACAAAGACAGACAUACACCGAAAUGGCUCACCUACAAAGCGAGCUUACCCAGAAUCCCCUGGAGAAGAUCUGGGUGCCGUGGAUGAACAGUAGACUGAGCCGAAGACGAGGGUCGUCAGUGCCGCAGUUCACAAACUCACCCACUAUGAUCGUGAUGGUCGGUCUGCCUGCCAGAGGAAAAACCUACAUCUCCAAAAAGCUAACACGCUACCUCAACUGGAUCGGCGUUCCCACUAAAGUGUUUAAUGUGGGACAGUACAGAAGAGAAGCCGUUCAGUCCUACAAAAGCUUUGAGUUUUUCCGUCCAGACAACGAAGAAGCCAUGAAGAUUCGCAAAGCUUGUGCACUUGCAGCAUUAAAAGAUGUAGCUACCUACUUCAGUCAGGAGCAAGGCCAAGUGGCGGUGUUUGAUGCCACAAACACAACACGUGAAAGGAGGGAGGUGAUCCUGUCAUUCGCCAAAGAGAACGGAUACAAGGUGUUUUUCGUGGAGUCUGUGUGUGACGAUCCUGAGAUCAUCGCUGAAAAUAUCAAGCAAGUGAAGCUCAGCAGCCCGGACUACAUCGGCUGUGAUAAAGAAGAAGCCGUGAAAGACUUUUUGAAGAGAAUCGAGUGCUAUAAGGUCACAUACGUCCCUCUGGAUGAUGACAAAGACAGACACCUGUCCUAUAUAAAAAUCUUUAAUGUAGGCAGCAGGUAUUUGGUGAAUCAUAUACAGGAUCACAUCCAGAGCCGGAUCGUUUAUUACCUGAUGAAUAUUCAUGUCACGCCGCGCACCAUCUACCUGUGCAGGCACGGAGAGAGCGAGCUCAACCUUCUCGGUCGCAUCGGAGGGGAUUCGGGUCUCUCACCACGUGGAAAUAAGUUUGCUGCGGCUCUGGGGAAGUACAUCAGGAGUCAGUGUAUCCUGGACCUAAAAAUCUGGACGAGUCACAUGAAGAGAACCAUCCAGACUGCUGAGGGAAUCGGGGUGGCGUACGAACAGUGGAAAGCUCUCAAUGAGAUUGAUGCAGGUGUGUGUGAAGAGAUGACGUAUGAAGAGAUUCAGGACAACUUUCCUGAAGAGUUUGCACUAAGAGACCAGGACAAGUAUCGUUACCGUUACCCAAAGGGCGAGUCGUAUGAAGAUUUGGUUCACAGACUGGAGCCUGUGAUCAUGGAGCUGGAGCGUCAGGAGAACGUUCUGGUCAUCUGUCACCAGGCCGUCAUGCGCUGUCUGCUUGCUUAUUUUCUGGACAAAAGUGCAGGCGAGCUGCCGUAUUUAAAAUGUCCUCUCCAUACAGUACUGAAGCUCACACCUGUGGCUUACGGCUGUAAAGUCGAGUCAGUGUUCCUGAAUGUCGAGGCAGUGAACACACACCGAGACAGGCCUGUGAGUGAUGAAGCUGAUCACAGUCACACUCCACCAUAUCGUCACAAUCGUGUACAGCCCAUGGCCAGUCCCACCCCGACUAAAGCCCCGUGCCUACAAGAGCUCGACCUUGCCGAGCUUAGUUUACAGAAUGUCAGCUUGGACCGAGAUGACGAAGACGCUCUCCUGACGGUUCCUGAGCAUAUCUGAAGGCCAAGAAGUAAACUCUGAGUCGUCGUUACAUGUAUUGUGAAACCGGUUUGGAUGAAUUACAGUGAUUCAGGUGUAAUCAGAUAAGAGAUCUGUCACAGAUAAUACAUAGAUCUCUGUCCCUUCAAUCAGAAAAUUAAGCCUAGAAAAACACUUACUGAAUUUUACACAGUCAAUAAUACUCAAUCUCUGUAGUGAUCAAGAAGCCUGAUAUCCUGAACAAACAAAGCCAACAGAGUUUAAAAGAUAAAUAAUAUAUUUUAAAUAAUACAUAAACAAAUAGGAUAUUUAAGAAAAAAUAAUGACACUAAUUAAUAGUUUAUUCAUGAAUUCUAGAAAAGCAACCGUGAAAGAAGAAUAAAUUACAAAAAUAAAUUAAUAAUAAACGCUAAAAACAUAUUAAUGAAAUUAAUAUAUUAAGGGUAAUCACAUAAUAAUUCUGUGUGUAUAAUAUAAAAUGUUGAUUCUUUUAAAGUGAAUAUAAUGCUUGAAUUAAUUUUUAAAAGAAAAUGUAAUAUACAUAUAUUUUUUUUUCGUACAAAAUAAUAUGACAAAACCUUUUAUUGAACAGUUUUUAAGUGUAUCGAGUGUGUUACACUCCCCAAAAUGACCGGCAGAGGGAGCUAAAGCACCGAGAUAAAGAACUGUAAGGGUCUGAAUGGAAUUUAACAAACUUUAAAUAAAUAGAAUAAACUUCAUGGCUGCCUCCUAGGAACAUGCACACACACACACACACACACACACACACACACACACACAAUGUUCAAAUAUAUACUGAACCUGUCCAUUUUCUAUGUUCUAAACACUUCUGUAUGCUGCUACAUAGAUAUAUGGUCAUUUAUUUCCCUCAACUGAUUUGCACCAUUACUAGUUUACACUGCUUUUAUUAUUUCACAUAAAUGGCUAAAAAACAUCUUGAUGAAAUUUAGGUACGGCAAAAAUGUUAUUAUUUAUACAUACAUGCAUUUAAAAUAUACUCAAGGAAAAUCUGUCAACAUUUUAUAGUUUUAACACACUAAGGUACAAAGACUUUGAUAAAAACAUGCUAUAGCUAUAUUUAUGUGUAUGUAUAAGCUAUAAAGGCUACAUAAGGCUUUAUAUCCAUAUAUGGACGUUCUUGUUCAGUUUCAUCUAAAAGUGUUUUAGCCAAGUAUGUUAAUGUUAAUAUGGAAUUUUAUAAAUACAUUUCAAUUUCUUUUUCUUUUUAUUCUUCUUCUAAUUAUUAUUAU
This is a messenger RNA of Tachysurus vachellii, 2854 nucleotides long. RefSeq names its product 6-phosphofructo-2-kinase/fructose-2,6-bisphosphatase-like. Gene Ontology annotation, cellular component: 6-phosphofructo-2-kinase/fructose-2,6-biphosphatase complex; cytosol. Bases 87 to 1625 code for a protein of 512 amino acids. Gene Ontology annotation, molecular function: ATP binding; 6-phosphofructo-2-kinase activity; fructose-2,6-bisphosphate 2-phosphatase activity. The record is from RefSeq and is a predicted model, not a curated record. NCBI's taxonomy places the organism in Eukaryota, Metazoa, Chordata, Actinopteri, Siluriformes, Bagridae. Gene Ontology annotation, biological process: fructose 2,6-bisphosphate metabolic process; fructose metabolic process. The transcript is spliced from 15 exons.